AUGGCUCCACCUUCAGAUAUUUCGGAGCGAAGGCAGCGGGCUUCGUUAAAAAGCAAAAAGCGAUGGGUGAGGCGCAUUCUUUGGUUAAUUGUGUGGUGGUUUGGUGCAGUUAUUAUCAGUAGGCUUCAUCAAGAUUCAUUGCGUAUGUAUGUUAUUGUUACUACUUUUAUCGCCAUAUUUGCAGCUUUGGGUUGGAGGCAGCGACGGAAAAUACCACGAGAAGGCGUUAAAUCUAAUAUUCACGAGCGAUUCGGCACAAUUGCGUCAUUACGGAGGCGAUGCGUUGAAUUUAAUGCGCUAAAAAAUAUUGGGACUCCGGAGGCCAUUCGCGUCAUUCGAGAUGAGGCAUUCCGUCAAAAUCUCAUUAAUUCACCACCGGAUGCUCCGUCAUGCUGCUGUGGAAGCGGGAGGCCUUUCGCGGAGUGUUGUCGCGUACUGCAGGAGGAAUUGCGCCGAUGUGGUGCUGAAACGUAA
This is a messenger RNA of Trypanosoma brucei brucei TREU927, 474 nucleotides long. RefSeq lists its product as hypothetical. The transcript has a single exon. The record is from RefSeq and is a predicted model, not a curated record. Lineage: Eukaryota; Euglenozoa; Kinetoplastea; Trypanosomatida; Trypanosomatidae. The coding region runs from base 1 to 474 and encodes 157 amino acids.